UCUGUACACUCAUACACACACACACUCUGGCUCGAAUUAUCUUUGGACUCACAUCUCUUUCAGGUGACCACCCCUGGGCUCCACGAUGGUGGCCGGCCUGGAGAAAGCCUGUCACCGCUGUCUGUCCCACAUUGCCGGUAAUGCCUGUUUCAUCUUCGGCCUGCUGGCGUUUCUGGCCCUGCCGCUCACUAUGGCUUUUGUGGGUGUGAAGACUAUAGAUGACUGCCCCAUACAGCCCAUGAUCCCGCUGUACCUUCUGGUGGGCGGUGUGGUCGGCAGCUUGAAGGUGACGCUCCUGCUGUACGACACCGCCAGGAUGAGGUCCCUCCUCUCCAAGUCCGUAGUCAUCGGCGAUGAUGACGAUGAUGAGUAUCCAUGGCGACAGAACGCCCACAAGUACUACAUCCACGUGAUUCUGAGUGCCUUCCUCUUUAUCUGGUUCAUCCUCGGUAACUACUGGGUGUUCUCGGUGUACAUGCCCAACUUCAUCCCCCCUUUCCACCGGCCCCAGGACUACUGCCGCAAGUCGCUCUACAUCUUCUCCCUGUUUGUGUUGGCUCUCGCCCACUCGGCGCUGGUCCUCCUCCUGUCCUGCACGGCCUGUCUGUACGUGUGCUCCCGCACCAGCACCCGGGACGACUACGGCCAGGACUGA
Molecule: messenger RNA, 655 nt
Organism: Scleropages formosus (Asian bonytongue)
Lineage: Eukaryota; Metazoa; Chordata; Actinopteri; Osteoglossiformes; Osteoglossidae
Product: transmembrane protein 272-like
Exons: 5
Coding region: 86-655 (189 amino acids)
Source: RefSeq, a predicted model, not a curated record